This is a messenger RNA of Liolophura sinensis, 2255 nucleotides long. RefSeq names its product serine-rich adhesin for platelets-like. Gene Ontology annotation, molecular function: chitin binding; signaling receptor activity. The coding region runs from base 47 to 1738 and encodes 563 amino acids. The record is from RefSeq and is a predicted model, not a curated record. Gene Ontology annotation, cellular component: extracellular region; plasma membrane. The transcript has 5 exons. NCBI's taxonomy places the organism in Eukaryota, Metazoa, Mollusca, Polyplacophora, Chitonida, Chitonidae.
GUGGAAAUAUUUCCCUAUUAAUAUUCUAGUCAACUAAAAGGUAACAAUGCUCUUUUUGUUUUCAGGUAUUUGCGAUGAGAAACUGUCCACGGUGUCCUACAAUGAUUCUUCCAAGACUACACUGACAAGUCCACGGCCCACUGACCUGAAUACAUUGAUCAACUUCCGUGAGAGAGGACGUCGCCUGAUCACGUUACUGAGCAAAUCCAACAAUAGUUUAAAACGCUUUCCCUCAGCACACCAGGGUGAAGACCAGUGCAUACAGGCCGACUUAAAGCACCCAAGUCUCAUCCGGGCGAUUAUCAACAGAGGAUGUGAACGAACUGGAGGUGGACGUCACCUGCCGAAGUAUCGUCUGCACUAUAGCCUGGACAACAGGCAUUGGCAUUUCUUUAAUUUUCCCGGCAAAGAAAGCUCUGCUAUGUUCGAGGGUGAUAUCAGUCCACUAUCCUCGACAAGAUACGACCUAGACUGUCCUGUCAUCGCCAGAUACAUCCGUAUAUACCCAUUAUCUCAUCCCCUGCCUGCUCGACUCUCCAUGGACAUCCACGGAUGCUCUCUCCAUACGGAGAUGACGAUACUCUCCAAGCAGGAAAAGUUCACUACAUCCCAUCAUUCUUCUUUCAUCGUUCCAUCAUUCACUAUUGCUACGUCUGUUACAUCGACAAAGGCUUCACCGUCUGCAGAUAGUACAGAUAGAUUCACAUCAAAUACUGCAUCCACAUCUGGAUUAAGGUAUAAAUCCAGUUCUGUGUCACCAAAAUAUCCAGGGUCAAAAGCAGAACCCAUGUCAACAGCGGAUUCCAUGUCAACAGCAGAUUCUAUGUUAUUAGUAGAUUCCAUGACAACAGCAGAUUCCAUGCUAGUAGUAGAUUCCAUGACAACAGCAGAUUCCAUGUCAACAGCAGAUUCCAUGCUAGCUGUAGAUUCCAUGAUAACAGCAGAUUCCAUGCUGGCAGUAGAUUCUAUGUCUACAGCAGAUUCCAUGCUGGAAGUGGAUUCUAUGUCGACAGCAGAUUCCAUGUCGACCUUAGGUUCCAUGUCAGCUUCCAUAUCAACAGAAGUUUUCGGGACUGUGACAGAAAAUGUUACAGAUGGCUUAAUGUCACAAGCAGAUUUCCCACCAGCAUUAUCCUCUACAACGGCGUCAUUUGCCACUACUGCAGACUCUACUCUGCCUUCUGAAAAUGAAACAACUAACUUUGUGAACAGCACAGGGAUGAUUGUUGACGCACAAACCAGUGGAACUCCAUCGGAAAUCAAGUCAGAAACACCGGCCAGUGAUCUCACCACUAACAUAAGCAAUGUUACUGUGCUGAGCUCGACAAAGGGAUAUACGGACGUAACACCACCAGACGGAAACGCCGAUGUCAUGGUGUCGCCCGCAGAGGUAACGAAUGACAACAUGGUGACGUCAGAACACGUGACGACUGAGAACAAACAUAUGUCUUCCUCUGCCUGGCCAGCGCUGUAUCCUGUGGUUAGAUCUACGCCAAAUAUCGUAACACAGAGUGGCUGUAUCAAGAGGUGUGACGGAAUUCCGGACGGCUUUUACCAUUCCUGUAAAAGCUGUAAACUUUACGUGACUUGUUCCAACGGUAUUCUGUUUGCAAAUCGGCCGUGUCCGUCAAGUCUCGUGUGGGACGAUAAACGGAAACAGUGUUGUUAUCAUUCACAGACAUGCGCAAGAAGUCUCACUACAAAUCAGUCCACGAGGACUAAAAACGUCACUGUGUAAACAGACUUCUCAGCAAGAUUUAGUUUAUUUUGAACUUGUGUACAAACUAUAAUAUGUUUAUAAUUGUGUCGAUCUGGUUUUUAAUUUUUCAUACAUUUUGUAAAAAGCCCAUUAAGACAAAUGGAGUUGUUUCGCGGUGCUCUUUGAUAAUCUGUUACUUUACCUUUCUGUUAUUGCAUCUAAUAUGAUUACUCCCACACAUUUCCCUAACGUUAGUUUAGUUUCUUUAUUGUUUGUGUUUCGCUAAAUUCAAAUCUCACUGGCAGAGAAGAACGGCCUUCAGGUGUGGGAUAUGAUAUCCUUCACAAUAGAGUACAUGGUAAUCCUCACAAAUAUGUAAAUAGAUAUUAAAGGGGGUUGGGGGAAUAACAGCUAAACAAAUAUUACAUGCGGUUAACACACGCGUGGUUUUUGUCUUGUUAUUAUAUCACGGUACAAAAACAUUCGCGGGAAAUGUAAAUCUUUCUGCACCUGUAUGAGCUUUUGUUUAGGCCUGAUCGUUAUAUCGAUCAGCUGU